Molecule: messenger RNA, 831 nt
Organism: Beauveria bassiana ARSEF 2860
Lineage: Eukaryota; Fungi; Ascomycota; Sordariomycetes; Hypocreales; Cordycipitaceae
Exons: 1
Coding region: 1-831 (276 amino acids)
Source: RefSeq, a predicted model, not a curated record
AUGUCUCUGUCGCGAGCUUUUACCACCUCGCGCCGCAAGCUCGGCCUGGAUAUCGACUCGGCUCCCAGCUUUAUGAAGCGCAGCAACACCACCACCAAGACACCUCCAUCUCGCCCGAAGAUUUCUGCGCCCGUCGAGCUCAUUCACACCACAAACAUCCUCACGUACAAUGCGCCCGACCUGCCUCGUCCUUAUCGCAGCAACUCGGCCUCCUCCAAGACGCCCGACUCGGACACGGAAACUUUUAUGACAACCGACUCCACGCCUCCCACCAGCCCUGAUGUGUCUCCUCAUGAGCGCGACUGCGCGUCGCCUACGCCGGAGCCAAACCAUCUGUCCUGCUACUUCCAGACCGCUGGCCGGACUAGCCUGGAUCCUGCCGCCCCCAUCAUUCCCAAACGUUCGCCAUCGCACACCAAAAAGGCCAGCUACGAAGCCCUCGCUCGCAAGCGUUCCUCUCGCCAGUCGCGCGACUCAGACAUGUCGGCCUCUUCACGCCCAGGUCUGACUUUUUCACGUGCCUCUUCCACUUCUACACGUGCCUCAUCUGCCUCGUCUACUCUUGCGCAAAAGACACUCCCUGCUACCCCGCCAGCCAAUAUUAGCAAGGAGUCGCAUCCUUUUGGCCAGGAGCUUGCCCAGGUUAGCGAGCUUGCUGAAGAGUAUGGUGUUGGCAACAAACUCAAGCCCAUUGACGAGGAAGAGGAGAUGUACCUCAGCUCCCGUUGCCUCUCCAAGUUUAGUGCCAACGACUACCUAGGCAUCGUCCAUGGCCUCAGCAGCUCUUUUUUCCCGGAGCACACUGCGGCCCCCGCCCCUCUCUGGAUUUAG